GGAGGAAGAGGAGUAGCCACACACACCGGGCUGCACGGAUGCAUGAGGAUGGACUAGAAGUCUCCCGCUGAGGCAAGGACGUCGGGAUUAGGCGAGCGACCCCGGACUGUGGAGAGCGCGGGCGCAACAUGGGGCUGUGGAUCUGCACGGUACUGUGAAAAAACCCCUUCUGAACUCUCCGAUCCAUCCCCGUCCCCCCCGGUGACAGACACAGUCUGCUAUCGCAAAGUGCCAUGGCGGUCGCACGCCACCCUGAGUGCUCCGCUAAUCUGCUGCAGUCACGCAAUCUCCUGUGAUCGAGGCCCAGACCUGUACCGGAUGUGCCAGGGAUCGAGAGGAAGGGACCGUGGAGGCUUGAUCUCAUAGUGCUCCAGGGGCAGGGGGGGGGGAGGCAUGAGUCCGGGUACGGACACGGUGAUGACUGACCGACUCCUGGAACUCAUGGAUAUGACUCUGGUUUUCAUGGUCUUGAGGAAUCCUGAUAUGUUUCCGUUCCGGCCUGCCUCUCCUGGAUGGGGACACCGUGACACGAUAAAGCAGGACCAGUACUUUCCCUCGGUCCACCAGAAGUCCAUAAGGGGACUUUAGUGCUGCUGAACAGGUGAAUCUCUUUCAAGGCUACGUUUGGACGCCAUGCUCCUCCCGACGGAUCCCACAUGGACGCCUGACUCCGCCUCCCUGACGCCCAGAUAGUGCUGGAGGGAGAAUGCAUAUCAUCUCCUGCCCAAAGGAAGAAGCCACCAUGAGCAACGUCACGGUCACCGACAACACCGAGCCCCUCACCCACACCGUGAGUCCGGCCACGCCCGGCCCCUGCAGCUACCCGCUGAGUUUCCAAGUCUCCAUCACGGGCUUCCUCCUGCUGGAGAUCCUCCUGGGCCUGAGCUCCAACCUCACCGUGCUGGUCCUCUACUGCAUGAAGUCCAACCUCAUCAGCUCCGUCAGCAACAUCGUCACCAUGAACCUCCACGUCCUGGACGUGCUGGUGUGCGUCUGCUGCAUCCCCCUCACCAUGGUGGUGGUCCUGCUCUCGCUGGAGGGGGACGCCGGGCUGCUGAGCUGCUUCCACGAGGCCUGCGUCUCCUUCGCCAGCGUGGCCACCGCCGCCAACGUGCUCGCCAUCACCUUGGACCGCUACGACAUCUCCGUCAAACCGGCCAACCGGGUUCUGACCAUGCGGCGGGCCCUGGCGCUCAUGACCGCCAUAUGGGUGCUGUCCUUGGUCAGCUUCUUGGUGCCCUUCAUGGAGGUGGGCUUCUUCGCCAAUGCGGAACUCAACCAGACCCUGGUGGAGAGCGCGGUCCACUCCAACCAGUACUACACAGAACUGGGUCUCUAUUACCACCUGAUGGCGCAGAUUCCUAUUUUCUUCUUCACGGCCGUGGUCAUGCUCAUCACCUACUCCAAAAUCCUGCAGGCGCUCAACAUCCGCAUCGGCACGCGCUUCCACGCCUCCCAGAAGAAGAAGGUGCGAAGGAAAAAACGCCCUUCCAUGACGGCCAUGACCACGCAGCCGGAGGCCACCGACGCCUCCCAGAGUAGCGGCGGCCGCAACCCCACUCUGGGUAUGCGCACGUCGGUGUCGGUCAUCAUCGCCCUACGCCGGGCCGUGAAGCGCCACCGGGAGAGGCGGGAGCGCCAGAAGCGGGUCUUCAGGAUGUCCCUCCUGAUCGUGUCCACCUUCCUGCUCUGCUGGACGCCCAUCACCGUGCUCAACACCGUCAUCCUCAGCGUGGGCCCCAGCGACCUCAUGGUCAAGCUCCGGCUGGGCUUCCUGGUCAUGGCGUACGGGACCACCAUCUUCCACCCGCUGCUCUACGCCUUCACCCGGCAGAAGUUCCAGAAGGUGCUGAAAAGCAAGAUGAAGAAGCGGGUGGUGUCCAUCAUCGAGGCCGACCCCACGCCCAACAACGCCAUCAUCCACAACUCCUGGAUCGACCCAAAGAGGAACAAAAAGGUGACGUUUGAGGACAAGGACGCGCGGCGGAAUUGUCUGUCCUCCGAGGCUGUGGAGUGAAGGGACUCGUUCAGAAAACUGGGGGGGGAAAGGGAAAAUGUUCGUCCAAAGCCGUCAUGUAAAUAUGAAGUGCAAUAGAAUUGACAGAAAGGCGGGUAAUUUAUGACUAUUUAUUGAUAGGUAGGACUAGGGAUGAUGUUUGAUACGAAAUUAUCGAGUUCGAGCCCAUUAUCGAAUCCUCUUAUCGAACCGAUUCCUUAUGGAUUCUCAUAUCGAAUCCAUAUAGGUUGUUGUAUAUGGAAAAAAAAAACAAUAUUUGGUUUAACAAAAGCUCACUUUUAGUUUAUAAGAAAAAAGAAAAAAUAAAUAAAUAUUGACUGUUGUUACCCCCCCUAAAAAAAUGUAAUAAAAUAAAUAAAUAUUGACUGUUGUUACCCAAUAUUGAGUGCUCAAAGAGUACGGGGUAUCGGACUGUCUGAUUGUGGCAGUCCGCUCCCUGUAUGAUCAGUGCCAGAGCUUGGUCCGCAUUGCCGGUAGUAAGUCGGACACGUUUCCAGUGAGGGUUGGACUCCGCCAAGGCUGCCCUUUG
Molecule: messenger RNA, 2546 nt
Organism: Nerophis lumbriciformis (worm pipefish)
Lineage: Eukaryota; Metazoa; Chordata; Actinopteri; Syngnathiformes; Syngnathidae
Gene: gpr22b
Product: G protein-coupled receptor 22b
Biological process (GO): cellular response to hormone stimulus; G protein-coupled receptor signaling pathway
Cellular component (GO): plasma membrane
Molecular function (GO): peptide binding; G protein-coupled receptor activity
Source: RefSeq, a predicted model, not a curated record